GUGGCGGCGGCGGUGGUGGCGGCGGCGGCGCCGGGCAGUGGCUGAGUCUCCGCCGCGGCCGCAGCUAGCGGUGCCCGAGCUCUAAGGCGCAUCCCGGGCUCGCGGCCCGAGCGGCCAAGACGGCGGGCCGGCCGGGCGCGGGGCGGCGCGCGCUGUGCUGCGGGCUGCGCUGGUGGGGAGCCGCGGGCCGCGGCGGGGGUCCCGGGCCCGGCGUGUGCGGCUGGGAGGCGCUCUGGGGUGUGGGCGCGCGGGCGGCGGCCGGGGCCAUGGCCGAGGGCGGCGGGGGCGCGCGGAGGAGAGCUCCCGCGCUGCUGGAGGCAGCCCGCGCACGGUACGAGAGCCUGCACAUCUCCGACGACGUGUUCGGCGAGUCGGGCCCGGACAGCGGCGGGAACCCCUUCUACAGCACCUCCGCAGCCUCGCACUCCUCCUCGGCCGCCUCCUCGGACGAUGAGCGCGAGCGCCCCGCUCCUCCGGGGACCGCCCCGCCACCCCAAGCCGCGGAUCCGUUGGAGCUGGAGGAGGAUGAGGCCAGUGGAGGCUGGAGCGCCGCGCUGCGGGAUCGCCCGCCCCCGCGCUUCGAGGACACCGGUGGUCCAACCAGAAAGAUGCCGCCCAGUGCUAGCGCGGUGGACUUCUUCCAGCUCUUUGUCCCAGAUAACGUGCUCAAGAACAUGGUGGUGCAGACCAACAUGUAUGCCAGAAAGUUCCAGGAACGCUUUGGCAGUGAUGGUGCCUGGGUGGAGGUGACACUGGCCGAGAUGAAGGCCUUCCUGGGCUAUGUGAUCUCUACCAGCGUCUCGCACUGCGAGUCGGUACUCAGCAUUUGGAGUGGAGGCUUCUACAGCAACCGGAGCCUCGCCCUUGUCAUGAGCCAGGCCCGCUUUGAGAAGAUCCUCAAGUACUUCCAUGUCGUGGCCUUCCGUUCCAGCCAGACCACGCAUGGGCUCUACAAGGUCCAGCCCUUCCUCGACUCCCUGCAGAGCAGCUUUGAUGCUGCCUUUAGGCCGUCUCAGACCCAGGUGCUACAUGAACCCCUGAUUGAUGAGGACCCUGUGUUUAUCGCCACAUGCACGGAGCGUGAGCUGCGGAAGAGGAAAAAGCGGAAAUUCAGCCUGUGGGUCCGCCAGUGCUCUUCGACCGGCUUCAUCAUCCAGAUCUAUGUCCACCUGAAGGAAGGUGGUGGCCCAGAUGGCCUGGAUGCUCUGAAGAACAAGCCCCAGCUCCACGGCAUGGUGGCCCGGAGCCUGUGCCGGAAUGCGGCUGGGAAGAAUUAUAUCAUCUUCACAGGGCCCAGUAUCACCAGCCUCACCCUGUUUGAAGAAUUUGAGAAGCAAGGGAUCUACUGCUGUGGCCUACUGAGCUCUAGGAAAAGCGACUGCACGGGCCUCCCUCCAUCCAUGUUGACCAACCCUGCCACCCCACUCGCCCGGGGCCAGUACCAGAUCAGGACAAAGGGGAACAUGUCUCUGAUCUGCUGGUAUAACAAGGGGCACUUCCGCUUCCUGACCAAUGCCUACUCCCCUGUGCAGCAAGGUGUCAUCAUCAAGAGGAGGAGUGGGGAAAUCCCCUGCCCUCUGGCUGUGGAGGCCUUUGCUGCUCACCUCAGCUACAUCUGCAGAUAUGAUGAUAAGUACAGCAGGUAUUUCAUCUCUCACAAGCCAAACAAGACGUGGCAGCAGGUGUUCUGGUUCGCCAUCAGCAUCGCCGUCAACAACGCCUACAUCCUAUACAAAAUGUCAGAUGCCUACCACGUGAAGAGGUACAGCCGGGCUCAGUUUGGAGAGAGACUUGUCAGGGAGUUGCUGGGCCUGGAGGAUGCAUCACCAGCCCACUGAGACUGUGCUGGCCCAGGGGUGGCAGGGACAAGGAGGGAGCCAGUCACCUGCCUGCCUGUUGGAGGGCCCAUGUGUGGCCAGAGGGUCUGCUUUCAGCAUCACCCCCCCCAAAGUGGGUGGGCUCCCCAGAGCCCAGUACAGGUGACUGGAGGGGCUGUGGCGGCGGAAGCUACCAGCAGCAGGACCGAUGGACCGUGCUCUGCUGCCCAGAGCUUGAGAGAUCAUGACAGGCUCAAGUUCAAACCAGGCAAGCUUGCAAAAUGGGCCACUCAGUGCCACCACUCAGCACCUAGGGACGUGUGUGAUCAGCUUAGAUGGCUCCCUUGAAAGAAGACAUGCGGUGUGGUGCCGUUAAAACUCCAGGAGACAGGAGCGGCUGCAGCUUGCUGACUAAACAGGGUGUUCCUGCUGCAUCCUCCACGGGGGCUGGUGCGGGGCAGGGCCGAGAGGGAACCGAGAGGUUCACAGAGAAGAGCAAUGCUGUUUUUUUAUUUUUCAAUAUAUCUUCAGGUUAUUUUCCUACUGUUGCUUAAGGUCUACUGUAAACGAGAUGUGUCCCUUCCUCUCCCACCCCCGACACCCUCACAGUCCCCUGCAUGAUCACAGUUCUGUGUCUGGCCUGGGGACCCGCAGGCUGUGCUCUUCGUCACCAUGUCGUUGUUGGCAGAAUUACUUGUUUUGAGAAAUACGUAGCGUUGUGAAAACAAAAUCCUCCAGCAUCCUUUCUGUGUGUGGUGGUCCCCCAGAAAGGUACGGCUGGAUCGGGAGGCCCUGGCUAGGGAACCCCCUGUGACUCGACCUGAGGUUGGGGACUUCCCACAGCAGGGGCCGGCAGCAGCUGGCAGCAAGGCGUGUGGAAUCCAAAGACCCAGGCCCUUCUGCCAGAGGUUGACGCAUCUCCAUGGAGCCUCCGCCCCGAGGUGGAUCCACCAUCCCCACACACGGGAACGAGGGAUCUCUGCACCUUGCAGCAGCCCCUUCAUCUGAGCGCCACCGCCACCUAAUCUCUCCAGACACACAAUGUCCUCAACGGGGGCUUCGGGGCACUCUUCCGUGUUCAUUUGGUGAGCUGAGGUGUGGCUGCACCUCGUCACUUCUGUGUCCUCCCUCUCCACAAGCGCCCUCACUUGUGGUGGGACCCGCGAUGCUGUGGAUCGUGGGCCUGAUUUCAGAUUGUGUUUGAGAUAAUCUUUGCUGUACCCUUAACUGGAUUGCGAGCACUUUUGCCACGUGGAGAAAUAUAUUUUUAAUUUGUGACGCUUUUCUACAAGGUCCACCUUUUUCUGAGUUCAGGUGUUUCCAACACUUAGGGAGACUAACGAAGGCCAAUGACUUUUUCUUUUCUGUCCAAACAAGAAAAAUAAAAAUAAAAGUCUAUUUAGAUGUC
Messenger RNA from Microtus oregoni (creeping vole), 3225 nucleotides. RefSeq names its product piggyBac transposable element derived 5 (gene Pgbd5). The record is from RefSeq and is a predicted model, not a curated record. The transcript has 7 exons. The coding region runs from base 267 to 1838 and encodes 523 amino acids. Gene Ontology annotation, molecular function: transposase activity. Gene Ontology annotation, biological process: non-replicative DNA transposition. Gene Ontology annotation, cellular component: nucleus. Lineage: Eukaryota; Metazoa; Chordata; Mammalia; Rodentia; Cricetidae.